AUGACAAAUAUAUCUUACACAGGUAUGGCAAUAUCUUCAGUCAGACUUUUGUGACUUUCUUGAAAAAGUUCUGGAAGCCUGGGAUUGACUCUGUUAUUACCGUUAACCACGGAUAUACGUAUCAUAGGAUAACAGCUGUUACCUAUCAGAACAUUGAAGUCUGGCAGAAUUUAAACGUCAAGACUGCACGACGAUAUUUUUCCAAGUAACUAUACGUCCUCUGCAGCUUGUCAAUGGUUUACGAUAGGGAAAUAUAAGUGGAAGCGAUCGAUUCAUUGUAGUGAAAUCUUCUAUAUUCGUGUAUUCGAAGAUUUCUUAGGGUUCCAAUGAAACGGAAUUAAGGCGGGACCUGGCCUCGAAAGCAAAGCGCACCUCAGAAGACUUUCCUUGACAACUCUUUCUUAGGGUAUAUUAGCCUUCAGUAACUGACUUUGAGUCAACUUCAUCUGCAUUUACAUGGAUUACCGUGAUGACUUUGUAGCAAAUAAACUGUAUGUGGGCGAACUCGGGAGUUUAUGGUAUACUGAACGCGAAAUUGCUCUCUUAGACAGCAGUGGCCGCUGGUGAAGCCAGGGCUGAUGUUGGCUGCGUCCAGUCAGACCUGAGAGCCCCUAAGACGGCGGUAGGGGCCGCUUUUGUAGGCUCGUGGGCCAAGCUCAGAUGGUGUCCAGACAGUGUGUGUUGCAUUUGCCGAGGGGUGUUGUCCGAGUUGCCCAGGUUUUGAUUGCAGGGGGAGGUGCGUCUAAAUGGUCUCAUGGACGUUGCUGCUAUGCGGACGCUUUCGGUCGUGUGACUUCAGGUUAGCGAGUCUGGAACGGAUCACUGCAAAAAGGUGAAUGACUUUGGGGCAGCAUGGUCUUGAACAACGACGUCAGACCGGUCAUGAUGGUUGCCCGCUGCAACUCUACUAUUGGCUUGAGAAGCCACACACCAGACGUUGUCCGAACAUAGCAAACAUUCUUCUAUGGCUACGAACAUUCUUGAGCCGUCACGUAAGCUAGACAUAUCAUCUAGUAAGUAGUUUGUGGCUGACUAGCACCGAGUAACAAACUUAGUCCCUGGAAGUCCGUCGCGGCCUUUUUAAGAUUACCGUUGCGGUGGCCAGCUUUAUGAACUCUUCGUCUUACAAGCAACUUCAGAUCUUAUUUGCAGCGACUUUGUCCGCCCUAUUUUGCUUGACGGCCUCAUUUACAUUUGGUUUUGUUUUAAAAUUUCAUAGGCUUAACCGAUUACUGAUGCUUUAGUGCGGGAUUUUUUCUUAAUAGUCUCAAAAAGCCCAAUAAUCAGAUCCUUGUGCUUGUUUAAUUCCUUAGUUAAGCACAAGGUUGAAGUUCCUUAAACUUCCUCUACCUCACGCGGUCCUUCUGACUGCGGAAUCUCUUACAAAAUUUAAGAAUCGCUUGGUUACUUAUUGUAAAUUGUUUUCCAUCUUAGGCAAUUGUAAUUCAAUCCGUCCAUUUCUUGACGCAGUGUUUUAAUAGCUCGACUUAUUUUACUUUAACCUUUUAGCUCAUCAAAUGCGCCUUCUACGUGCAUCUUACACAAUAGUUGGAUUUUUAAAUUUCAUGAGCUUGCAAACAAAUUAUACUUGUUAAGUCGGACCUUGACUUGACCGCCACCUGACAUCACAGCACGUAUCGUCUACACUGGAUAGGCAUAAGUGAGCUCACGGCAUAAACGGCAAUUCGAUUUCUACUCGAGAGAAAAAACAAUCUAUUAAAGAAAGUAACGAAAGGUGACGUAAGGAUAAGAAAACUUUUCAUGAAAUGGAAAGUGAGGCGAAAAGGUGAGAAGAUUCGAGAGUUUGAACUCUUUGCCACAAUUUUUUAAGGUUAGGAUACAUUGGACUUCCAUUUUAACUGCCCCCAGAAAGGCUACGCGAUGUGGCCCGAUGAUAUGUCAGCACUAAGAUUGAAAGUAUAUUAUUUUGCAACAUAAAAUAUCAAAAGGUUUUGAAUCUGGGGAAGGAAUACUGUGACCAUACGAAAAUAUGGACAGCGAACGACUGCGACCAUCUGAAAUAAGACAGAAACUUCAUAAAACCCUUCCAAAAUGUUUGGUUAAGAGCUAUUUAAGAAAAGUCUGACAAUAAAUGGGCAAGAAUGAAAUGAUUUCGACCUGGAAAUAAAUGACGGUUUACUUUUUUGAUCACUAGAGCUUUAAAACAGCACUGUUCACGUGUGCACAAGUGCACGAUUUACACGUGCAUAAGCAUCGCUUAGCAGUAAAGAAACGUGGCCGUGCAUUGUAGACGGCUGUCCAUCCACGAGACGCACGCAUCAAUCGGCAUAUUGAGGUAGCCAGCGCGUUCAAAAUCCUCUCAGAUGACCGAAAACAGUGGUCAGGUUUUAGAGGCGGGAAAUUGUUUUUACAGGUUCAUAGUACACGUUUUCACACUUUGAAUUGAUAACGGACGUUAAUUUUAAGGUCUUGCGAGUGAUCUUUGGGGUUUUAUAAUGCACGACCGUAGCUUCAUAGCGUUAGCACGCACAAACAAACAACAUACCUUUUCUUCUUUUACUGACCUCCCUUAUUAACCACUCGUUAAACGGAUAUGUGGCCCAAUGAUUAUUAUGUUAACUUUAGUUUCUUUUAAACGUCUGCGUUCAAAAGGUCAUUCGAGUUAUUCCCCACAUGCCCUUCUUUAUAGUUAAGCAUAAGUUUUGCAGAUGAGAGGAAACGUUUUGUAUCAUCAUAUUGUUUCAUAUCUGACACUUUUUUGCCCAAGAUUGAGAAGGCUGGCACCAUCAAAGUUAUUAUUUUGCCAUUCUAAGGCGGCGUUGACUCAGAGAGCGUUUGAUUAGGAAAGAAACUAGGUCGGGUCGAUUCUGAUGCCUGGGUUGGAACAAAACCGAGUUGUAGUCGGAUUUCCGAUUACAGUGUAACAGACAAUGGGACUACGCUAUCUUAGAUUUCUUGUGACCCGAAUUAAACCUCUUCAACUACUUGCUUAGAAUGACAGUUCGACUGUCGUCUCCGACGAUGUCCACCAUGUGUAAACGAGUUGGUUUUAUAGUUAUAGUAAACUCCCAAAGCACCUACCGCACUCUCUCCUCCCCACCUAGGUCGGGAAUUAAGAAGAUCGGAGACAGGGGCAAGGACUCAGGUGGUUGGCGCGGCGGAAACCCGCGCCUAAGCGCGCUCCACCACAUUCCUUGGUCUGCAGCGUACACUGACCAGAAUUCUGCACAACAGGAAGAAUAGGGUGGCAACACGGAUCCUACUGGGCGCGAUGUGGGGUUUAACCAGGGCGUACUGUGACAUCCCCAAUUUUGGCAUUUGUUAUGGGUGUUCAUCCAUAAAAACGCCUGUCGGACUCCUGUCUAGCCACGAUGGAUCUUAUGUAGAACUUAUUCUAGGGGCCACAGAAGGUCGAGUAUUAUCUCGCACACUGGCAGACCACCGGCCUACUUAUAUAAGUGGCAUAAACGAUGACCAACUAUGAAUUUCGAUUUUGCAUCAUAUGCAAUUUCUGUCUGAUAGAAUUCUGAUUUGUUUGUUUCGUUUAUAUCUUGUGUGUCUACAUGGGAUGGCAGCGUAAAUGUGAUGUGUUCCCUGGAAAUUGGACAGACAUUUUUUUCCACAGGAACCAAUGCGGUGCCGCAGUGUUGAGAGUUCCUAUCAUUUAUUGCUCGUCGUUUAUCUUAGAUUUGUAAAUAAACAAGUAAGUCAUCAUCCUCUUAGUUUGUUUUUUGCCUUACCGUAAACGUGGCCCAUUACUCUUGUCUUUUCGGCAGUGCCCCCGUAUUGGACUCCGCACGGGGAUAGAGCGCAUUUUCUGUGGAAGUCAUGUACAACGGCUGCCAUCUGCCAACAGGCGAAGGAAAUAGCCGCCAAGGACUGCAUGCGUGAAUGGUAUAUGGAUUGGCGCUGCGUCGAAUGCUGCCAAGGCGAACUGUGCAAUUACUAUGUAACGGUAAGACAUUUGUUCACAUUGCAUGUCUACUUUCAAUUUGUAAGUAGGAUUGGUAUAAAUCGUGCAUGGCAAAUGCUUCCGUUGGGGUGCGGAUGGUACUGAGCUUCCGAUUUUUCAUCUUUCAGCUGGAUGGAGCUCGGUUAGACGUCUUCUUUGGAUUACUCCUCUCUUGUCUCAUAGUUAACCUGUUGAACCAUCUUUUUGUAUGA
Molecule: messenger RNA, 4125 nt
Organism: Spirometra erinaceieuropaei
Lineage: Eukaryota; Metazoa; Platyhelminthes; Cestoda; Diphyllobothriidea; Diphyllobothriidae
Source: the annotation of a GenBank genome assembly